AUGCCUUAGCUCUUUUAUUAGAUUUAACUAUCAUUUGUCAUAUUGAUAUUAUUCGCCAUUCUUCCUUCUUUUGCUCAAUAACACAAUACUAUUUAGUUUGGCGAAGCAAUUACACUAACAAACAAUUAAGAUUUAAUUGAAUUGGAGAAUGAAAAAUAACAAAGGACUAUCAUAAAACCUUUAAUAGAUCCAAAAACAUACAAAUAUAUUGAAUUGGAAAACAAGUUAAAAGUAUUGCUUAUACAUGAUCCAAACUCAGAAAUUGCUUCUGCUGCACUUGAUGUGCAAGUUGGAUCUUGGAAUGAACCAAGUGAAUAUCCAGGUUUAGCCCAUUUUUGUGAACAUAUGUUGUUUGUUGGCUCUGUUAAAUAUCCUAGACCUGAUUAUUUUGAUGAAUUAUUGGCAAAAGGAUCUGGAAGUUCUAAUGCAUAUACUGAUGCUACCAACACUAAUUAUUAUUUUGAAAUUACAUCAUAAUACUUAGAUAAAGCUUUAGAUACAUUUGCUCACUUUUUUAUUGAUCCUCUUUUUAAUGAAGAUUUAGUAGAAAGAGAGAAAAAUGCAGUGAAUUCAGAAUAUGAAAUUGAUGUAUCUUCAGAAGAUUGGAAAAUAUAAAAUUUAUUUACAUUAUUUGCUGAUCCUAAACAUCCUGCAAGUAGAUUCAGUCUAGGCAAUAAUGAAGUAUUUGAAAAGUAGGGUAUUGAGAAUGAAUUGAAAUCCUUUUUUGAAUAAUAUUAUUCCUCAAAUAUAAUGAGUUUGGUUAUUUAGAGUAGAAUUAGUUUGUAAGAAAUGGAACAAUUAAUAAAACCUUUUAGUCGUAUAAAAAAUAAAAAUCUAUAGUCUCCACAAUUUCCAUCAUUACCUUAUUAAUUUGGAAUUCUAUGUAAAUAUAAGACAGAAAAAGAAUAAUUAACAUUAAAUUGGCAAUUAAAAGGAAGAGAGAAAUUCAUUCAUUAAAAACCAAUAGAAUUUUUAGAUUAUAUCAUUUAAAAUGGAAAUUUAAUAGAUUAUAUGAAAGAGUAAAAUUUAAUUAUUUCACUAUCCUCUUAAGUUUUUAUGGAAGAAUCUUCGUUUACAAAUUAUAUGAUGGAAAUCGUUUUAACUGAAAAAUCUUAAGAAAACGAAGAAGCUGUUGCUGAAAUUACUAAAAUUAUAUUCAAUUACAUCUAAAAAUUAGAAGUAUGGUUAUCAGAUGAUGAUUACAUUAACUAAUUAUUCAAAGAACAAAGCAAGAUUUCUAAAUUGAAUUUCAACUAUUUAACUUAAUAAUUGGAUACUUCUACUAUAGCAAAAAUUUUAAACAGAUAAAAACCAAAGGAAGUACUUUCCUCAGAAUUCAUUAUUGAUACUUUAGAUAAGGAAUUAAUAUUAAAUUAUAUUGGAUAAUUAAAGAAUACAUAAAACUUAAUCAUUUUGAUAGGCAAUCAUCAAUAUUCUUAUACUGAUGAAAAAGCAGAUGCUAUCAAGAGUAAUAAAGAAUUUUUAUAAGAUAAAUUACUACAUGAAAAGAAUAAUUUAUAUAGACUUGUAUAUUCUAAACAGAAAUUUGAUGAACAUUUUAUUAAUUUUAUAUCUAAAUAAGAUGAAAAAUUAUAAGAUAUAUUUGAAAAACCUUAAUAAAAUGAAUUUAUUCCAGAUAAUGUUGAAUUAAUUUCAUUAUGUGAAUCAUCAGAAUCUAAAUUACCUAAAAUAGUUCAUUCUGAUAAAUUAAAGACUUUAGAUUAAUAAAGUAAAUUAAAUUUAUUUUUGAUGGCUGGUUAAGAUCUUCAUUAAUAUAGUGAUGAGUAAUGUUCAUUAGAAGAACAUAAAUAUUAAAAAUAAAAUCAUUAUCCAAUUUUACUUAACAAAGAAUAGUAAGAAUGGUGGAAGAGUUAAACUUCUUAUAAAUUACCUUUUAUUUUUGGAGCUUUAUAAAUGAAAUAUCAAAAAACUUUAAGUUUAAGAUAAUUCACUUCAUUAAGACUCUAUAAUUUUAUGGCAAAUGAAAUCUUAUCAAAGGAAUUAAAAUUACCUUUAUCUUCUGGAUAUUCUUAUGAAUUAGAUAUGAAUAAAAAGACUCAAAUAAAAGUUUAUGGAUUCAGUGAACAUGUAAGAAAUCUAUUUAAGAAACUAUGUUCAUGUUUAAAUCCAUUUAGAGAUAAAUCCAAAAGUUUCCUUGAACUUAAUGAAUCCAAAAGAUUUGAAAUAGCCAAAUAAUCAUUGUUAUUGUCAAUUAAGAAUAUGUAUUAAGAUAAUUUAUUUGAAUAAGCUAUGUAAAUUUAUUUGCCUUAGAUAUUAUAAAAAGAUUCUCAUAAUCCUACUAAAGUGAUAGAUUAGAUUAAUUUAAUUACAUAAUAAGAAAUGCUUUAAGAUGUUAAAGACAUUAUGAAUAAUGUAAAAUAUUCAAGUUUACUUAUUGGUAAUAUUGAUUAAUCUGAUGCAUCUAAAAUAUCAGAUGAAAUUCAAUCAUGUUCUACUAAUAAAGAAACUUCAUCUGCUUAGGAUAAUCUUUAAGAGAAGGUAGCAAUUAUAAAUUUAAAAGGAAAACACAUUAUUGAUUCUAGAUUUAUACAAUCAGGUAAUGAUGAUGACAUUAAUGGUGUUACCUUAAAUUAUUAUUAAAUUGGAUAAAGAAAGUAAAUGAAUUAGGCAUUUAUGAAAUUAUUAGAACCAAUUCUAAAUUAAUAAGCCUAUAAUUACUUACGCACUGAUUUAUAAUUAGGGUAUGUCGUAGCAGUUGAAUUUAAAACAACAGCCUGUGUUGAUGGAGCUUUGAUAUUAGUCUAAGGAAGUACAGAAAUACCAAUGAAAGUGAAUCAAAUAAUUAAUGAUUUCUUAGAUUAAUUUUCAGUCUAUUUAGAAUAAAUGAAUAAUAGAGGAUUCCAACAUCUUAAACAUGGAGUAAUCACUGAAUUAAAAGAAAAUCCUUAAAGUUUGAGUGAAGAAGGUGAUCGUUUAUGGAAGUAUAUCAGUGCUGGAACUAUUGAAUUUGAAGAUAGAUAAGUUGCAAUUGAAGAAAUAAGAAAAAUAUCAAAACAAGAAUUAAUUGAAUUUUAUAAAAAUUCAUUUAUUAACAGCAAAUCAAAAUUAAGUUUACAAUUAUAUGGGUAUUAAUUACUAUUAUUUCUAUUAGUUAAGGUAUGGUAACAUAAAUGAUGAACUUAGAGACCUAGUCUGAGUUUAAUGAAUUUAUAUCUAAUACAAAGCCUAAAGAUGCUGAAUUGUUUGAUCCUCUUUAAGCAUCUUAUUAUUAAUGUGAGUUUGAAGCUACUUAAAUUUGA
Paramecium pentaurelia is the source of this 3260-nucleotide messenger RNA. The record is from the annotation of a GenBank genome assembly. Lineage: Eukaryota; Ciliophora; Oligohymenophorea; Peniculida; Parameciidae.